Molecule: messenger RNA, 339 nt
Organism: Sipha flava (yellow sugarcane aphid)
Lineage: Eukaryota; Metazoa; Arthropoda; Insecta; Hemiptera; Aphididae
Product: protein FAM200B-like
Exons: 1
Coding region: 1-339 (112 amino acids)
Source: RefSeq, a predicted model, not a curated record
AUGACUGGCUCAGUCAAAGAUUUUACUUCUUUUGCCAAGAAAAAAAAUGAAAAUAUAAUUUUCACCUAUUGUUUUCUACAUAGAGAAGUCCUUAUGACAAAAACAUUGGUAGGUGAUUUAAGGGAAGUUUUGGAUCAAGUUGUGAAAGUGAUAAAUCAUAUUAAAAGUAGUUCACUAAAGUCAAGGUUGUUCGAAAAAAUGUGUAAAGGUAUGGAUUCAGAUAACUCAAAGUUACUUUUUCACAGUGCAAUAAGAUGGUUAUCAAGAGGCCGAGUAUUAUCACGUUUUUAUGAUUUGAGUGAAGAAAUAAUUGUAUUUUUAACAAUAGAAGAAUCGUAA